AUGGUGCACGAAACGCAGAAGGUGUAUGACGAGCACAAAACUAACUACGCGGACCCGGACGGGACGCUGGGCACAAAGGACACCGCGGCGCACGAGGAACAGAAGAACUCUGCAGACCAGAGAAAAACGUUGGGCCACAACGACCUCGACGCCGCAAAGAACGAGAAGCAGCAGAGCUUCGCGGACAAGGAGAAGGCGCCGAACACCAAGGACGCCAAGACGCACGAGGAGCAGCAGAGCUUUGCAGAGAGGGACAUAGCGCUUGGCAGCAAAAACGACGCGGCGCACGAGCCACAGCAGAGCUACGCAGACCAGGGCGAGACGCUGUGCACAGAGGCGCGCGGGCAGCAGCGCAACGCCGACCAGGACGCGACGUUGGACACCAAGGAGAAGGCGCUGAACACCAAGAGCUUCGCAGCGAACGAGGAGCAGCAGAGCCACGGCGACCGGGACGCGUCGCCGGGCAGGGGCCUCGCGGACACGCGCCAAGCUUCACGAGUGGAUCGAGGAGGCCGCCCCGAGCGGACCCGCAACGGCGUAUUCGAGCAGGUCGACAGAAAGGGCAUCGCGGAGCACGCGGCACUUCGCGCGGAUGCGCAGCCAGCGCCGAAGAGGGGCAGCGCAACGCAGAGAGCGGCGAAAAGCGAAAAGGAUGCCGACACAGAGCGGGAGGGAGGAACGGCCCCUGGCGACACCCGCCGCUGCCUGCCCGCCCCGCAGACGGCCCCCGAUGAGCUUCUCGAUCUGUCUCUUGCCACGGAGGAUGCGCUGCUGACCGGCUGCAAGGGUUGCCCAUAUGGCGCCGCCGUUCACCGGGCGCGCUUCCGCGGGGGCGAGCCUAGCGACGGCGAGGGGGCGGGCGACGCGGCGGGCGACCCUCCGGCUGCGCCGCAGUUGAAAAUUGGCACUGUCGAGGAGCAGCCCCUAGCGGGGACGACGAGUUCCGAGAACCGCAUGGAGACACUGACCUGCGGCCACAGGCCCCGGCCCCGAGCGCUCGAGAAGGAGCCGCCGGUUCUUCCGCACAUGGACAGAAGGGCGACCUGCCCGACCACGCGCGCGCCGAUCGCCUGUUCGACCAAGGCCGCGGAGAAGCACGGCGAGGUCGGCGCGGCAGCGUGCCAGACGCGCGGAGCGGAACGGAUCACGUGGCUGGACGGGGAAAAGUUUGCGAUCGGAUCCGGAAUGACCUGGUACUGGAGCGCGCUGUACCGAUGGAAAUCUCACCAGAGCAUGGUCGGCUCUCGCGCCAUGGGCGCGCCGCUGGUCACCCUGCAGUCAAUCGACGAGGGCGUCGUCGGCGGCACGCCACAGGUGCGCAAGUUCGACCAGCAGGGCCACGGCGCGGUCGCCGACCUCGUCAAUUUCUUCGGAACCCAGAAAAAGAAGGCGAACGGCCUGUUCUGCUUCCCGCUCAUGGAGGCGCACCGCAAGUGGAAAAGCGCCCACACGGCGCACCAGGUUAACAGGCAUGGGUACACGAUCAAGCACGGGCACUUCCUGACGCCCACCACUACACAGGGCCAGGCGGCCCGCACCAGGGCGACCGUCGAGCGCGCGCUGGGCGCGAGAAUUUGCAGACAGGAGGGCAGAGCGGAGAAGCGACGGCUGCGUGCGCACGCGACCCUCAGCGGGGCCACCUGCGCGGCGCGCUCUCGUUUCGGCCGCCGCCGCGAGUGGUCUUGCAGACAGGCCCACGUUGUUCUCGAAGCCCACCAGAAGUUCGGCGAGCGCAUGGCCAUGGAGACGCGAAAGAUCGAGGUGGCGGCCGCCGAGCGGCUGCUGCGGGAGCUGUCGGGCGGGGCUGCCGCGCCCUCGGCCGCGGGCCUCGCGGCGCGGAUGCUCCGGCGGUCACUGCCCGUGGUGGGCGAGGCCGCGGCGGCCAGGUACGCGAGGCAGAGGGGCCCGACCCUCUUCAUGCUGAUCCAGAGGCUGCGCGGCGAGGAGCCCACGCAGACGCUGUCCCCGGUCGAUCUGGACCGCCUGCAGGCGCUCGAGGUCCUCACCGACGACGCUCUCGCAGCCGCCGACGCCGUGGCAGCCGCCGCGGCUCUGGCGCCGGCGGCGCCAGAUGCCGGCGGCAGCGGCGCCGUGCUGGCCGACCUGGCGGCUGGCGCGGAGAGGUGCAGCGGCCUGGUGCGGCGGCUGCUCUGCGAGCUGGACUGCUCGGGCCGGACGAAGGGCGGUAUCGGAUACGGUCGGGAGUUUUGGUUUAGCGGCUUAGCGUGA
Messenger RNA from Prorocentrum cordatum, 2229 nucleotides. Lineage: Eukaryota; Dinophyceae; Prorocentrales; Prorocentraceae. The record is from the annotation of a GenBank genome assembly.